CAUAGAUAGCUCACCUCUUGGUAACCGAAAGACGUAUCAAAAACUAGAUGGCGCUACUCGAAAACCGUAUCGAGAUUUCUCAUUCUCUCUCUGACUUGCGAGGAGGUAGGAGUAGUGUCAGGGCCGAACUUACCCUAUAGGUGUAUUAUCUGUGACAGGCAGGUGUUGUGACAAAUUAGAGCGGAAUUUUAUAAAAAAAAGGACUCAUAUUUUAGACAAAAUGGCCUCUGUAACUCAUAAGUGUGUUUACGCGGGAUGUUUUGAAAGAAACGAUGGAACAAAUAAUAAUAUAUCUUUCUUUAAAUUUCCACUGAAAGACGUAGAGCGUACAAAAAUUUGGCAAAAAAACUGCGGGAACAUUGAUAUUUUAUUGAUGGAUAUCACUGACCUUAAACAGAGGGUAAUUUGCCAGCAUCAUUUUGCAGUGGAAUAUAUUUACCAAAGUGGCCAAAGAAAGUUAUUAAGGAAAAAUGCUGUUCCUCUAAAAUUUACACAGUUAACAACUGAUUUAGGUGAUAUCCCACCAGUAUGCUCUACAUACGUUUAUUGCGGUACGAAACGUAAAAGAUCUACAAGUGACGAUUGUAUGGUUAGGUCAACUCCAUCGCCUAAGAGAUCAAGUAGUAGUCUCAGUGAUAUUUCCAGUUUUGAAAUUAAUUUGCCCACAAAACUUGAAACUGAAUUGACGGAGAAGGUAAAAAAAUUGGAGUAUCAAGUAAGUGCUUUAAAGAAGAAGUGCCGUCAGAAGAACAGUCGGCGUUGUAGAAGAACAACAAAAAACAAAAAAUCGGCAACCAAAUUCAUGUUACAGCAUAACACAAAUAUUAAACUAAAAAUUGCUUUAGACAAUGGAAAUUGUGAAAUAGCACAAACUGAUAAUUUAGAUUUAACCCACGAAGUAACCAGCGUCGAAAUAUCUGACGAGUCCAUUGAAACCCAAACAGUUCAUGUAGAACAAUCUUUAGACAUACAAAAGGAAAAUAAUGACAACCAAAUUUUAAGCACGGCACAUUCCAGCAAAUGUACCAUAACAAAUUUAGAAACGUGUGCUGUUACAUAUGUCGCUGGUUAUAUUUACUAUAAGAUUAUAAAGAACUUGAAUUGUAAGAUUAUGGCGCAAAUGAAGAAAUAA
This is a messenger RNA of Diabrotica virgifera virgifera (western corn rootworm), 1132 nucleotides long. RefSeq lists its product as uncharacterized. The record is from RefSeq and is a predicted model, not a curated record. The transcript is spliced from 4 exons. The coding region runs from base 221 to 1132 and encodes 303 amino acids. Gene Ontology annotation, molecular function: sequence-specific DNA binding. Lineage: Eukaryota; Metazoa; Arthropoda; Insecta; Coleoptera; Chrysomelidae.